Messenger RNA from Malaya genurostris, 9612 nucleotides. Its product is annotated as cGMP-dependent 3',5'-cyclic phosphodiesterase-like. The transcript has 13 exons. Lineage: Eukaryota; Metazoa; Arthropoda; Insecta; Diptera; Culicidae. Gene Ontology annotation, cellular component: mitochondrial matrix; cytosol; mitochondrial inner membrane. The record is from RefSeq and is a predicted model, not a curated record. Gene Ontology annotation, molecular function: 3',5'-cGMP-stimulated cyclic-nucleotide phosphodiesterase activity; protein homodimerization activity; 3',5'-cyclic-GMP phosphodiesterase activity. Gene Ontology annotation, biological process: positive regulation of gene expression; cGMP catabolic process; negative regulation of receptor guanylyl cyclase signaling pathway. The coding region runs from base 621 to 3122 and encodes 833 amino acids.
GGUAGGCAUAGGCCUCCGCUCGUGUGGUCCAUCAUCCGAUUGCAAAAAGCAGCUGCAGGCUGAAUGUGCGCGUGUUGGUGCAUUGCACGUACUGUUUAGUGAUGAGUAGCGAGAGCCGCGAAAGAUAAAAAGUGAACGGUGUGAAUCAAAACAAACCAUUCGGUCGAGAGAUCGCUGUUCGUUCGGUUCGGUAACGGAGGCGAAGAUAUUCGUGUGUCGGCUUUGCUUGGCUGGGAUAAGAUUGUUGGCGACUGUCGGCAAAAUGCUAUAUGCUAGUGUUGUGAUAUAUCAUGACUCGAUGGCAUGGCUGUAAAAAUGUGCUUCAGUCGUGUGUGCUCUUUCCCAGUCAUUGGUAAUUUUCCUGUAACCGUCACACCACCAACAUCGUUCUUUAUGAUCUCGUUUACCAGUGUGAUUAUUUAGUACAGCUUGCCAGAAGAGGUUGUUUAAUUUCAGUGAAAAGAAGUGAGAAAAAUAUAACAAUAAGAAAGUCCGUAAAGUGCGCCGAAAGUGCUUCUGUUGGUCGUAAAGAAAAAAGUUAAACCUGUUUUGCCGUCCGCCGUGCAAAUAAGCCGUGUGCGUUGUGUCGCGGUUCUUGGUUAAUCGUUUUCGAUAACAUAAUGUCCCAGGAAGAAGAAGUGCUGCUUGACGACGGUGAUAACGGUAACGAUUCCAGUGACGUGCUGAUAGAUAGCACUGAUAAGUGUGACGUUUCGCCGGAGGUCAAUCCGUCCUUUGCUUGUUCUAACACGUUGACGAACACCAACGCGACGUCGGUGUCGAUGGAGCAGGAGCAGGAUGAAACCGGUUUGUUGACAAGCGCUGAACCACCGCCAGACAACCUCGACGGUACACCAGUGACCACCGUCUACGAACCCUGUGAUCCGUUAAUUAUUUUAAAUCUAUUUCAAUCACUUUCAUCGACGACCAAUUCGCUCGAGCUUCAAAUGAAGAUUAAUGUGCACCUCAAAACACUUACGAAAUCACCUUACGUGUUUCUGGUGCCAAUUUUGCACUCCAGUGAGGAAGGUCUCAUUCAAGUUAUCAACGAUAACAUUCUUGAUAAGGAAAUCCGAUUUUCGAUAAACUCUACACAUUUGAAGAAUGCGCCCCAACAUAAUGGGUAUCCUUUUGUAAUAGAUGAUAUUAACAAAGAUUUUUCGGAAGUUAUCGAAAUGGUAGUAGGCAACAAACACAAUACUCUAGUCUAUGACAUUAAGAGUCCUCGCGUCAGUAAACUUCAGACUCAGAUAUCAUCGACAUCGACUUGCUCGACGGCCUCGUUAUCGACGCGGUCGUCACUAGAUGGCAGUAAUAUACAGCAUCACCAACAAAACCACAACGGCAGUAACAGCAGUAACCGUUCCAGCCUGCAACAGCAACAGAUAGCCUUGUUCGUUUGCAUCGCCGGCGACAGUACUUCCCGAUCCAGAUAUCAGUUCUACAUCGAGGACACCUUCAGAUACGUGCUUGGACACCUGCUAACCGCCUUUGAGUUAUUCGAAGAAAAGCGAGUACGAUAUCAAUGCCAGAACUUGCUUCAGGUCGCCAGACGGCUCUUGGGUAAAAUAGGCGACCUAGGGCAACUGCUGCAAGGCGUCAUGACGGAAGCCAAAGAACUCACUGCCGCGGAACGUUGCUCGCUGUUUCUGCUGGAUAAACAUACGGGGGAGCUGGUGUCAAAAGUGUUUGAUGGGAAUGAGGCGUCCAAAGAAAUUCGAAUAGAAAGUGGCAAGGGCAUUGCAGGCUACGUCGCACAGACAGGAAAGCUGCUGAACAUACGGAACGCUUAUCAGCAUCCUCUGUUCUACAAAGGUGUUGACGAGUCAACAGGGUUCAAAACGCGGAAUAUUCUCUGCUUUCCCAUUUGUGACGAAGAAGGCGUCAUCGGAGUGGCACAACUUUGCAACAAGUUCAAUGGCUUUCACUUCGACAAGUGUGACGAAGAGGUAGCAACGGCAUUUUCCGUAUACUGCGGUAUCAGCAUCAUGCAUGCGCUCGUACAUAAGCAAGUGCAAAAGGCCGAAGCCCGCUACAAACUUUCCCAAGAGCUGCUUCUUUAUCAUAUGAAGGUACCGGAUACUGAAAUACAACACGUACUAGAUGGAGCAAAUGGACAGGAGACCGAUCAGUACACUCUCGAUUUUCCCAGAUUCGAAUUUUCUCCUCGCGAUGUGAAAGACUUUGCUCUGUCGGUGCAGCUAUCGAUGAGAAUGUUUUGUGAUCUCAAUUUCAUAACUACUUUUCAAAUUCACGAAGAUAAGCUAGCCAGAUUUAUUCUGAUGGUGCAGAAAGGCUAUCGGGAUACUCCGUAUCACAAUUGGUGGCAUGCCUUCUCGGUUGCUCAUUUUGCUUACGCACUAAUGACGAAUCUGCGGUUGAUUGAGCGAGGCAUCAUAACUAAAAUGCAAGGAUUUUCUUUUCUGAUUGCUGCCUUUUGUCAUGAUCUGGAUCAUCGAGGUACCACCAACACUUAUCAAACACAAUCCAGUAGUCCAUUGGCACGGUUGUACAGCAGCGAAGGAAGCGUCAACGAAAGACACCAUUUGUCUCAAGCUAUCUACAUUCUCAACGACUCGAGUAGUAAAAUUCUGGAUGGUCUCUCGACGGAGGAAUUCAAGGAAUGCAUAGAUUAUCUGAGGGAUCUAAUAUUGGCUACCGAUCUAGCUAAUCACUUUCGAAUGCUACCCCAUCUGAAAAAGUUGCGAUCAGACAACAUAUCGGAAAGCUCCAACCAAAGACUGCUACUGUCGCUGAUGAUUACAUGCUGUGAUCUCAGCGAUCAAAUCAAAUCAUGGCAAACGGUGCAGCAUGUCGCACACCUGGUGUAUGCGGAAUUUUUCGCCGAAGGUGACCUGGAAAGACAAAUGGGUCUGCGGCCGGAUACGAUGAUGGACCGCAAAAAGGCUUGCAUUCCGGUGCUACAAAUCGAGUUUCUCACCACCAUCAUUCGGCCGACCUUCGAAAUGCUUGUGCAAAUCUUCCCGGAAACAGAUUCCUUUCUAGCGACGAUUGAUAGCAACCGGGAACAUUGGGAGCACCAAAAAGAAAAUGCUUCCUGUUCCGGAGGUGCCGAAUGUUGUGAGUUCGAGAAAAAAAGUUGUACCAGUGUGUGUGACUAGGCGGUUUUUGGCAGAUUGUCCAUUAUUUGAUCAGUAUGACCAAUUCUGACAUAUAUCAAAGCUAGUGAUUAAUCUUAAAUGAAUGUUAGACAGAGGCCUAAGAUAUAGUGGAGGUUUUAUGUUUAAGUACUAGGUCGAAAUGAUUUUAGAAAUUAGGUUGAAAGGUCUAAAAUUUUAACGUUUGCUGGCGAACGCUUUAAUUUUCAAUAUCCCAAACAUAACUGGAUCCAUUCGGUAGAUCCUAGGCAUUCUAUAAACUAUCUAAGGUUAAUGAUUUUCCUGCACAUCACAAUCUUAAGCUUUAUUUUUUACUUUACUUACACAAUCAGCUUAAAUUGUCUACGAAGGAUGUUCGACAGCUUAAAUUAAUCUACGAAGGAUGUUCGAUAUGUUUUGAGGUAAAGAUAAACGAAAGCCAAAGGGUUAUUUUUUGCAAUUUCUUCGUUUCUUUUUCGGCUGUUUAUGUUGAAUUAUGAAUGCCAUCUAUCGGUUCAACAUAAAUUGCUGAACAGACACUGUUAAGUCGAAGGCGAAACGAACAAAUUGAAAAUAGUUAUGUGCACUUAGCACAAAAACGGUACCCUUGCGGUACCAAAUCCCCUUGAAGGGGUGAGGAGAGUGUAUUUUAGAGCGUUUUAGAUGGCUAUAUUCACGCUUCAAAUCUGAUUUUCUCAGAAACGGCGACGAAUAUAAAAAAAAACCCAACUGACAAUCUCUUAGAAAAUUAGUUCAGACUAUUCUUUAAAAAUUUCAGAAUGAUUCAUUAACUUUAGCGGUCGGAAAAGUUUUUUUUCUAAAGGAAGAAUUGCAUAGCUGAAAACGCCGUCUUUCAACUUGUUCAUUGAAUAUCUCGCCUUCAAAAGCAUGGAUCAAAAAUCUAUCCUGAUAAUGUCUAGACAAUUUAAUUCAGAUGCGAUUAGUGCAUAAAAACAUUUAUGUUGUCGCGAUAAAAAUGAAGUGAAUGUUAUUUUUGUGAAGGUAAGUCGAUUUUUAUAGAAGCCCCAGUUUUUCUGCUCUUAUUUCUUAGUAACGUAACGAAACAUGAGAGAGAUAUAAAAUCGAGUCAGAAAGGCUGCCAAACAAGCGGUAGCUUUAUUGGAUUUUAUGUGAUGUAGUCAAAAUUUGUAACUACAAAUAUCAAAACAUUCUUGGCUACCCGGCCACAUCGAGAGUCAUUUUGCACAUUUGCGAGAGAGCAUGGAGAGAAAUGUAAUACGCACAGUCUUGUGAUUGGCUAAUGCUAGCUGACAAUUAUUCAAUUUUCUAGUAAUUUGGAAAUUCCACACCAAAAAAAGCUCGUAACAGGUAACACCACGCUGAUUCGACCAGACGUAGAACAUUGUCUUCACCUUUUUGGGUUUUUGUGUUUAGACAUAUGCUUUAACUUUUGAGCUCAAUUUUGUACUUAUCGCUACUAACGAGCCACAGACGAAGAGAAAAAAGAUAAAAAUUAAUGAAACAGCAAAAAAUUAUCACCCAGAGGAAGUACUUGAACCUUUACUCUUCUCCUUACCAUCGUCAUGGUAAGGAGAAGAGUAAAGAGUCUACCAACUACGCUACUCUAGAACAUAGAUAGAUCACACACAGGCCGAGUGAGAUUCAACUACUGUCUUAGCUGCUGUCUGACCUCUUUUCGAACAGGGAACCUGUCACCUGAGCGAUUAUGCUCUGAAGUAACCCUUCCUUACACACCUUUUCAGAAGCAUUUCACAAAUAGUUUUCCAGUUCUGUCUUUUCCCAUGACUCUCAAGUGGUCAAACAUUGAAGGCCUCAGCCAAUAGUUUUUAAAUUUACGUGUCAUUUUUGUCCAAUAAUGCCUGUAAUUCGCAAUGUGUUAUAAACAGGUGGGGCAGAGCACAUGGCUUGCUUGCGUUGGUGAUCAAAAAUUUGUAAAUAAUUCGGUAUGACGACAUAUCAGGUGUACAACUUUGCUUCCGACGUUUUCCGAUAAGUGGCUGUACCGGCUGAGGCUGGUUAAAAUACAUAGAUGAUAAUGCCUUUAAAGUGAGUGCCUAACGAAUUGUCAUCGCCGUUUCAGUGACAGCUGUUCUUGUUUUCGUAUUAUUCACGCUCGAAAAUGUCUGUUUAUGUUCCCAAUUCUCGCCAUUUGCGGGAAGUUUUACUUUUCUGUUACAAUUCGAAAAAAAUGCAACUGAAGCGCAUCGAAUGCUCUCAGAAACUUACGGUGAUGCUGCUCUGAGUAAAAGAACGUGUCAGGAGUGGUUUCAACGUUUGAAAAAUGGUGAUUUCGAUGUCGAAGACAAACAUGAUGGUGGAAGAGAAAAAGGCUUCAAAGAUGAAUAACAAUUUACUACGAGCUCUUAAAACCGGGUGAAACCAUCACAGGAGAUCGCUACCGAACGCAACUGAUGCGCCUUAGUCACGCGCUAAAAAAAAGCGGCCACAGUAUCAAGAGCGACAUGGCAAAGUCAUCCUCCAACACGACAAUGCUCGGCCUCACGUCGCAAAAGUGGUCAAAAAGUACCUGGAAACGUCUUGCCCCACACGCCUUCUCGUUACUUACCUUACCAGGCAGCUAUAAUCCUGGGGUGUUGGUUGCUGUAUCAAGCAUAAGUCUCCACAUAACUCGGCCAAUGGCCACUCAAGGCACGAAUGCUUUAUAGGUCGCCCUCCACUUGAUCGAUCCAUCUGCGCUCCUCUUCUUCUUGUCCUAGCCGGAUCAGAUCAAGAACUAUUUUCACUGGACUGUUGUCCGAUAUCCUAAUGACAUGCCCAGCCCAUUGAAGUCGUCCGAUUUUAGGUGUCCGUACAAUGGGUGGUUUUCGUAGCAGCUGUUGCAAUUCGUGAUUCAUACGCCGUUCUCACGUUUCAUUAAUAGAUGGUUCGCCGCACUUUUCUUCCGAAAACACUAAGGGGCUGUCCAUAAAAGACGUCACGCCGCAAGGGGGAGGGGGGUGUUUCAUAAAACGUGACCUUUUGUGACAGGGGGAAGGGGGGGAGGUUUUUGGAAUGUGACGUCCAAUAUUUUCAAUGAGCGCAUUUUUUAAAUACCUAAUUAUAUUACUGCUUUGCCCUAUUUCCUGAAAAAAUCUCCACAAUAAACGUUUACAUUCUAAAGGAAAACGUGUAUUUGUUGAUGUAAAAGCUUCUUCUUGUAAAUUCGGAAAUGAAUGAUGCAGGGAAUCAUUUUUGUUGUGAUCAGCAAAAGUGCACGGAGGUGUGAGUAAAUUAGCGAAAUUAAUAAAUGUUGCCUAAUAUGAGUAAAAAAAAGAUGCCUUUAAACGGUUUAACUUAAGUUAUGCACUGACAGUUUCUUCAGUACUUUGAUUUUCUAGCAUUGAUAAUAGUAUAUCAUAAGAAUUUCUCAUAUCUGAUUCUGAUGCAGUUUAUUCAAUUGUAACUCCAUUUGAAAAAGGGCGGGAGAUCAAUGAUUUCAGACGUAGAUCGUGUCAUGUCUUAUCUUGAUCAUAUGUGAUUUUCCUCCACCAACAUCAAAGCUUAUCGAAUCAUCCAAUGAUUAAACUUACAUAAAUCAAGAAUCAUUUUAGCUCAAAAUCACUACCCAUUGUGUGACGGAAGAUCAGUACCGAUAUUGAUCAAUGUGAUUUUAAAUUCACUGAUUCAUGAAAAGAUUCUCCGGCAGUGAUCUUGUUUUGAUGAGGUUUUGGUCUUUAUUUUCUCAGCCCUGUAUGCUACACUAAGGAAAUAUUAUUCUUUACCUAAAACAAUAAUAUAUCUGUGUACCCCUAGGAGGAAUGAAACAUAUGAUUUAAAUGUUUCAUCAAUUCACUUUUGUUAAUUUAUAUAAUUGAUAAUAAUAAAAUAACUCCGAUGAUUUGGUGUUUUAGGGAUAUUUUUUAAUCUAAUGACAGCAUGUAAUAAAUCGAUUUUCUCCUCAUAUUUGUAUGGUUUGUCAUACAUAUUGAAAAUGUAUUGAGAUGAAUUUUAUUUAUUUUAAAUUCGUGACAUGUGACAUAGGGGGAGUGGGGGGUCUUUGCUUCUGUAACAAUUUGUGACAAAGGGGGGAUGGGGAAUCAAAAAUCGUCAAAAAAGCGUGACUUCUUUUAUGGACAGCCCCUAAGGGCGCGUUGGUCCUCUGCCAACAUGGUCUAGGUCUCGUACCACUCAUGUCAAUCCUCGAUCUUGAUCUGUGGUGUGCGGCCUCUGGGUGAGCGGUUCACCUUCCCUUAGGACUUCUGUGUUUCGUUUAUACAGUACUGCUGAUCACAAUCUACAUGGUGGCACUUUUUUCCACGGAAAACCGAAUUCUGUCUGUUCCGCGCCUGUUUGUAUCGUACCUCGUACGCUCUGGUGCGGUUUUGCAGCAUCCUCACCCUUGCUGCAUUCUUCUCUUUGAACUGUUAUUAUUGGUUUAUGAGUAUAAAUAAAUCAAUAAUGAUUUAUUAAUUUUAGUUCGUUUGACGUAAAGCCGACAUAACUAAGUUCAGUUUUUGCAAUGACUGAACGGAAAUGUCCAGCCAGCGACUGGAACCAUUAAAGAAGGUGACAAGCGAAUAUAAAUACACUCGAGAAGACUAGUGUUUGAUGGACAGAGAAGAUGUUUGGAUGUAAGGUAUCGGUCGAGUGACGGCCAGGAUGUAGACCAUGUUCGAUAUACGUUCUACCAUGUCUGACUGGUGUUUUAGAGUGUCUAUAACAAGAUUAAGAGUGGCGAAAUGGUAGCGCGUAUGUGCGGAAUACAUAAAAACGCAGGUUCGAGUCCUGUCUCUGAGCGUAUCUUUUUUCAAUAAAUCCUCUUUUCUGUUAGUUUUUCAUUCAUUUGGCUUCUCCAAUAUAUGUUUCCGUUCAGUCAUUGCAAAAACUGAAAUCAACAAUAAAAAUAAUAACAGUUUGAAGAGAAGAACAUAGCAAGGGCGAGGAUGCUUUAACCAAGUUACGGUCUUUCACCAGGUUACUUCGAACUGCCAGCAUUCAUCGUCAAAUCAGUCAUUCAUCCCUAUUCUGUACGUCGAUCGAUUCGAAAUAUUCCGAUCGAAUGUGCAAUUUCCAUUCUGCAUUCCGUUCGAGAUGGGUAUGAACUCGAAUAUCAUUCGUUCGAGUUGUUAAAUUUUCGAACAUUCGAACCUUAAAAAUUACUGUAGAAUCUUGAUGUUUCGUUUUUAUGUACCUUCAAUAUAUAAAGCAUUUUCUGUUUUCUCAAUUCAUUUAUUUUACAGGGCUCAAUAUAUGAAAUAGACUAGGCUAAUUUUAUAACCCAGUACAUUAAAAGCUUCUACAAAGUUUGUUACAUCAUCAACGAUGCCACUGUAAGGUAUUCUCUCAGACUUGUUGUGUACUAUGUUCGCACACUGAUCUAUCCUGAAAAUUCCGAUUAACUUACCUUUUCCUAGUUCAUACUGUCAAAGGAGUGACAGCUUCUCAAUGUCGUAUAUUUGUUAAUCACAAUGUCGAAGCAUGGUUCAGUAAUUAAUUUGUUUAACAAUAAAACACAAGCAAAGGGACAACGAAAUUCAGUUAACAAGUUUUGAUUUGUUUUUGUACAACAUUGAAUAUCACAUACUUGUAAUUACAAUUAAUUGCGUCUCCAGCAAAACUAUCUCAAUGGAGACGUUUGAUUUUUGUAAAAAUAUAAGUAUUGUUGUUAGUUCUCAUGAAUCACUGUCACCAGAAAUGAAAAUACCAAUAAUUCCAACGAUGAAUUUUGGUGUUAUUUUCUUAAAGCUUUUUAAUAUGCAAGAUCACGGAAUUUCAGUUGUAAAACUCCUCGGUGGCAUUAGCAGAGAUAUUCGGAGAGAGUAUGUACUACAAAUUAGUAUUAAAAAAAUGGUUAGGAUCUUGCAAAAUAACCAACCAUACAAUUCGAACCGUUGUAAACCAAUGAACCAAAAUUCGUUUAUAAAUUGUUGACAAUAAUAAGUGACUGUAAACCUAGGUGAUAUCCCACAAAUUUGGAAAUACUAAGGAAUACUAUGGUUUUGACAGAAAAUUUCAAUUCUUUCGGAAAAUGUUCUAAUUUCAAUUAAACCUAAUUACUACUUUUGGAAUACUCCGAUGGAUUCAGUUACAUAGUGUAAGCAUGUUUAUUAUUUUGUCGGUAGUAUAAUUUUUAAAUACAUUACAUUACUCAUAGCGAGUAGCACAAAAUAACAUAAAACUGGUACUAAUAAAAGUUUCUUAAUUCACUGGAGGUGUACGAAUCGUGUGUUUUUUCGUUCUCUUAGCAGGUCUACUCGAUGAACAAAUUAGAUAAUAAAUGGAUCAUAUUCAAUUAGUCUCUUCCAGCAGUAUACGUUUUAGCACGUGGACUACUUGUCAUAGUCUUAUAAAUCGAACAUCAACUAGCUCUAAGAUUAUCAUUAAUUUUACGAAUGAAAUAAAACUAAAUUGUGAAUUAGCAUAAAGUAGUACAAUGUAAAUGUACUUGAUUUUCUGUACGAAAGCAUUGAGUGUCCAUCUCGAAACAUAUACGAUAAGCGUAUAAGUAGAUCACUACUAGUCACUAGUAGAUGUAUUGGAAUAAUCACAAGAGAGCAGGAAAUAUAUGAAAAUCAGCCAAUGUAAUGCAUUA